Molecule: messenger RNA, 2424 nt
Organism: Sphaerodactylus townsendi
Lineage: Eukaryota; Metazoa; Chordata; Lepidosauria; Squamata; Sphaerodactylidae
Gene: CTXN3
Product: cortexin 3
Exons: 3
Coding region: 582-869 (95 amino acids)
Source: RefSeq, a predicted model, not a curated record
AGUUGCUGAGGCAGAACUGAAAUCGUGGCUUGCCUCAAAGAAAUGACAGAGUUGUCAGCUAAUUAUUUUCACUUUCAAGGUUUCUUUUCUUUUCUUUUUAAAAAGCUUGUAUAAGAUUCUAAACCUUUAACAACUGAUGCCAGAUCUUGGGAUGCUUACCUAGUUGCUUGAUGCUUUAGAAAACAAAUAAGGUCUUGAAGACGAAAAACCAACUAAUCUGUAUCUGUGGGUUAAGUUUUCUCUCAACUGGAUGAAGUCAUUUCUACAACAAAAACUGAGCUCUACAAAUGCAUAAUACUGCUUAUCCAUGUAAAACAAAUGCUUAUUGUUUGUGGUGCCCCAUGAUGUUACAGUGGAGCUGAACCAGUAACACAGUGGUGAUGUGGUAAACUGGUAAAAGUAACAGAUCCAACUGUCAAGUUUAAAAAGUAAAUGGAAAGGAUCUGCUUGAUAGAACUAAGAGCAUAUUUCCUUGCCUGCAUGUUUAAAUUAAUAUUCGUACAAACUAGAACAGUAUAUUUCUAUUCUGAAACCAUAAAGAAUCUCCUAGUGUCUUCUAAAAUGUCCUGUAUGCACUGACGAUGAAAAGAAGAAAAUUGUGGGAUUACUCCUUUCAUCUUUCUUGGAGAAUGGAUGGAGAGUCCUUUACUUCUACCAUCUAUUCUGGGAAUAUUCCCUCAGAAACUGGCAUGACACUGGAACAGAAGACUACCUUUGUCUUUGUUAUUUUAUUGUUCAUUUUCCUAGGAAUUCUCAUUAUCAGAUGUUUCCGAAUUCUCUUAGACCCAUACAGAAGUAUGCCAACCUCUACCUGGGCUGAUGGACUUGAUGGACUAGAGAAGGGCCAAUUUGAUUAUGCUCUUGCUUAGAAUCAGUUAUUCAAUUUAUUUGAACCCUCAGACAUUCAAAAAUUUAUGUUUAACAGGCAAAGAACUAUUUAAUUUUUUAAAAGUUGCAAAGCUUGCUAAGCAUUUAAAGAGAAACCAGUUGUCUCAAUAAAGAAAAUAAUACAUUUUCAUGUGCCAAAUUCAGCUUCAAAAGCAUAGCAGAAACCUAUGCAAUACGCAUAUGUCUGACAAUUCAAAUAAUAUUUCAUUUUGCCACUGUUAGGGGCAUCAGUUUCUCAAAGCUGGUGUAUAUUUCCUGGGGCACAACUAAAUCUUUAACAAGCAUGCCUAAGUUUAAAUGCAGUUCUCCAAAAAAUAUUUUUUCUUUGAAAAUUGUUUGUGAAAAUUAGAUAUUACACAAGCACUGAUUAAAAAGUCUCUUUAUUCCAUUUGCUUCCUGUUACCAGAGAUUCUUCUCAGCAAUUUUAAUUCAAAAUGUAUAGCUAAAAGCAAUUUAUGCUGAAAAGCUGCUUAUAGCACAUAUUUGUAUAUCUAUAGCUGCUAUCACAGAUAUAAAUCACAAUUCUUCCCUGACUGCAGGUUAAUGUAUAAGCUGGUUUAUAUCAACCAUUGCUAGAUUUACCUUUUUAAAAAGUGGGACUACCAUACUAAGUUUAACAAAGUUCUGAGCUGCCCUCAAAAAUACAUGUAUGUUCAUAUCUACAUUUAAACUGUUCCUAUUUUCUGGGACCUGUUCUUGGUUAAACAGUGCCUUUUAGAAAAAUACAAGGGAUAGUUUUUAAAAACAAUUGAAUAAUUGAAAUACAAUUAUUUAGAAUAUCCAGAUGUUUAGAACUUCACCCACUCUUUUCUUAUAUUCCCCCUUAAGGGAAACUUAAUAUAAUAACAAUGCCAGUUAUGUUCUAUGGAAUUUGCAAGCAAGACAACAUAUUUGGAAAUCUUUUCCAAAUAUUAUUUAUUGUCGUAUGGUUAUUAUCAUAUGCUUAUUAUUAUACAUGUGUAAAUACCCUAAAGUAAUUAAGAAGAAACAUACAACAUAGCCAAUAGUAGGUUAUAGAAACUAGAAAAUCUCAUCUGUUAAAUUUUGUGAGAGAUUCUAGUUAAAUCAUAUUCAAAUUUCUAAAUAGGUAAGGAAGAUAUUUAUUAUUUUAUUUAUUUCAUUUCUACUCCACUCUUCAAUGAGGCUCAGAGUGGCUUACAACAUUCAUUCCCCCUCCAUUUUAUUCUUACAAUAUCCCUGUGACACAGGUUGGGUUGAAUGCGUGUUACUGGCCCAAAAUCACCCAGCAAGCUUGCACAGCACAGUAGGAAUUCAAACCUGUGUCUCCCAGAGCUUUGUCCAUCACUCUAAUGCACCACAUCAGCUAACAUAAUAAUAUGAAAACAGAUGUUUCCAUAUAUAUUCAAGGUGGGAUUAGUUUAUCUGAUUUCUUUAACAAGAAAUUCUUUAGGAGUAAUCAUAAGAAUAUAGAUCCUGAAAAUCCUUUCUAAAAGUUUAACGUCUGUGCUCUAUAAAUAAUAUGAUAGAAAAUAAUUAUUUGGUCCAAUAAAAAUAAACAUUUUCUGUUUCUUUGUA